This is a messenger RNA of Drosophila serrata, 873 nucleotides long. RefSeq names its product serine protease rhomboid 6 (gene rho-6). Gene Ontology annotation, cellular component: membrane. Lineage: Eukaryota; Metazoa; Arthropoda; Insecta; Diptera; Drosophilidae. Gene Ontology annotation, molecular function: serine-type endopeptidase activity. The record is from RefSeq and is a predicted model, not a curated record.
UUCAGCGCACCGGUUGUCGCCGGCUUUGAAUCGCAAACGAAUUGAAUCGAAUCGCGCAUUAUGCUCGAAGAGGAGAGCAACAACGACAAUGGCCGCUCCUGCGGGAACAACAAUGGCAGCAGCAAGGAUGUGAGGCUGCUGCUCCUGCCGGAGACCUCCUCCGAUGGCAAUCCGGCGAAUCCUGUCACCUCGCGGGCUCCACUCCAGAAGAUUUUCAUUGAUGACCUGACAAAAGCCGGUGACGCGGGAAAGGGGCGCAGGCAGCUGCUGGUGUGGCGGGUGCCCUGGUUUAUAUUGCUGAUGUGCUUUAUGCAGAUAUCACUGCACUUGAUCGCCAAUGAGUGCAUGAAAAGAAGACUGAUCUAUAAGCCAGAGUGGAGUGGAGAGUACUGGAGACUAUUAACCUAUAUGCUGCUCCAUGCCGAUGUGUGGCAUUUGACUCUCAAUAUAUGUCUUCAGUGCUUCAUUGGUGUCUGCCUGGAACUGGAGCAAGGUCACUGCCGCCUGGCCGUGGUCUAUAUUGCCGGCGGGGCUGCCGGCUCACUGUUCUCGGCGUGGUUGCAGCCGCAUCUGCUGCUGGUGGGCGCCUCCGCCGGGGUCUACGCCAUGCUGGGGAGCCAUAUGCCGCACCUGGUUCUGAACUUUUCGCGGCUAUCUCACCGCUUCUCCCGCAUCGCCGCCCUGCUGAUCCUCUUCCUCAGCGACGUGGGCUUCACCACCUUCCAUUUUCGCCACAAUCAUACGAAUCCGCGGAUUAGUCUGGAGGCGCAUAUGGGAGGGGGCGUGGCCGGAUUGUUGUGCGGCUUCAUUGUGUACCGGCGGAUACGGAUACGGAAACAAUUCAGCAAGGAAUCUAGUUGUGGUCUCAAAUAA